CAGGACUUCUCACAACACAUUCUCAUGAUGCGCGGUGGGACUCCUUGUGCUUCGGCACUUGGGGGGGAGCUUGGCAACCUCCUGGGUGGGCAUCAUCUAACACUAACACAUCAACACUCGACAUCACCAACACACAACAUCUUGAAAACACAUUCUGUGGGCGGGCCUUCAGCAGCUUGGCAACCUGCUGGGGGGUACAGGGGAGCUUGCUCCUUGGGCGGGUUUUCAAGACACAUCACCGGCGCCAGGUGGCGCUGGCAGUCCAGUCCGGUCGACACAACAGACAUAUACAGUGGGCAGUGGGUUUCUGGGGGUCCUCCUCUUGUCAUUGUCAAUCUGGACGGGACAUGA
Molecule: messenger RNA, 351 nt
Organism: Neurospora tetrasperma FGSC 2508
Lineage: Eukaryota; Fungi; Ascomycota; Sordariomycetes; Sordariales; Sordariaceae
Exons: 1
Source: RefSeq, a predicted model, not a curated record